Molecule: messenger RNA, 928 nt
Organism: Telopea speciosissima
Lineage: Eukaryota; Viridiplantae; Streptophyta; Magnoliopsida; Proteales; Proteaceae
Product: MYB-like transcription factor ODO1
Exons: 3
Coding region: 49-888 (279 amino acids)
Source: RefSeq, a predicted model, not a curated record
GUGAGUUGAGGUUAAGUACCUAGCUAGCUUGCUUGCUUGCUUAGUGAUAUGGGCAGACAACCUUGUUGUGAUAAGCUGGGCGUCAAGAAAGGCCCAUGGACGGCCGAGGAAGACAAGAAACUCAUCAACUUCAUCCUCACCAAUGGCCAGUGCUGCUGGCGAGCUGUCCCUAAACUCGCCGGUCUCCUCCGUUGCGGCAAAAGCUGCCGCCUUCGUUGGACCAAUUACCUCCGUCCUGACCUCAAGAGAGGUCUCCUUACUGAAUCUGAAGAACAAUUGGUCAUCGACCUCCAUGCUCGUCUUGGAAAUAGGUGGUCGAAGAUUGCUGCGAGAUUGCCGGGAAGAACUGAUAAUGAGAUUAAGAAUCACUGGAAUACCCACAUCAAGAAAAAGCUUACCAAGAUGGGAAUUGAUCCAGUCACCCAUGAACCCAUCAAUAAGCCAUCUACUACUACCAAUACAACUUCUACAGUAGAUGAUCAUCAUCAGCCAGAGCCUGAGCAGCUCCGACCACCGUUGCCUCAGAAAACAGAAGAAAGCCAAGCAACCUCGGAGGAAAAUUCAAGCUCAUCACAACCUGAAACUUGUUGGGGAGCUGAGUCUGGAUCUAGUUCUGAUAAUAAUAGGGAAGAUGACCCAUUAAUGAACUUCCUAUGGGAAAAUGAUACACCUUUUCUUGAUGCAUCUUGGGAUUUUCCGGUAACGCCGUCUGCCGGAAACACCAUUAACAAUGUCGAUAUGUCGGCGUGCGAGGAGAAUUGUGCUAAUUGGUUGUUGGAUUGUCAGGAUUUCAGUGUUGAAGAGUUUGGUUUUGGUUGUUUCAACGACGUAGGAGUAGACAUGGGCAUGAACAUUAACAUGAUGGACAUGGUUGAUGAGAAGCUCUAACUUGCACCUCGGAAGUGACAAUACGUACAAUCACCAAGCA